CUACUUCAUUAUUACUAUGGUGUAUCACAAUCAUGCGUAGUAACAUUAUCUCUACAGUAGUAUUUAUGUGCCUAUUACAUAAUUCCAUACUUUCGCAAGAAAAUUCAACAAGGAUAAAAUGUCUUGACGAAUUUACUAAAACAACAUCAGGUACGGCAUAUUGGAAGUAUAAAGGCAUUCCUUAUGCAAUAUCUGAAGACCUACUGUGCCUAAAAUCCAACCAUCAAAUUUUAAUGCGUGUGUGCGAUACAAAUAAUGGACAAUGGAUACCGGAUUUGAUAGAGUGCAAAAUAAAAAUAAACAAAAACCUGCACUGCCCUGAUGACCUUUUUGAAAUUCGAGACGUUGGUGACGUUCCAAUUUGCUUAAAAAUUUCAAAUGAACCUCAAGAGUUCAAUGAACAAUUUUGCUACGGCUCAAAUAUAAUUAUUCCUAUGGAUUUAACAAACUUAGAAAUUUCUGCAAUAUCCCAGUUCUUGCUUAAGAAGAAUAUAUGUGAAUAUUGGCUUCCAAUACGUCGAAAAAACGAGCUUUUUCCUUAUGAAGUACGUUUGCCAGGAAAAUCUUGGAGAAAAGAAAUAAAUAAGAGUUUAAAACACUUAAAAAAUAAUCCCAAUGAGCACUGCCUGAAGCAUAUUAUAAAUAAUCAAACUGCAACUGACUUCAAAAAUCAAAUAGUAGCUGUAGACUGUCAUGCUUUCUUAAAUGCUGUGUGCAUUUUUAAGUCGGAACGACUGAUAUCUAAUGCUGGAUGUCCCAGCGGAUUUGGAGCUUUAGUCUAUCACCCGGCGGUUUGUUAUGGUAUUGACUGGAAUAAUUUUACUUAUGAACACGUUGAUCUAAGAGAGUACUUAAAAAAACGAAAUUGGCUAAGACGGAUUUUAGCAAAGUACGUACCAAAGAAAAAUCAACACGAAUUUUUCAAAAUUGAUUUCCUUUCUCACCACUUGAGAAAAAAAUAUAUUAUAAUUAUGAGUAUAUAUGAAAAUUUUAAAAUUGUUAGGAAAGGCUAUAAAUCGAUUCCUACCUUAAGCAAAAAAAUUGCGAAGUCAAGUAGUGCUGUUAAAAUGGUAUUGGAAAUAGAUAAUAGCUCUAAAGGGCUAAGAUUGGUGAUUUAUAAUCGAAAGUAUUUAUGGGCAAAUAACAACUCUUAUGUUGGUGUUAAAUGUUUUGCCUUUUUAGAAUAUGGCACUUUAAAAAAAGCUAGGUUGGACCUUGUAUGGGAGAAUCAAGAACAAUCGUAUUCCAUUUUUAAUGUAAAUUUAGUUUCACUCUAUCGCACCGAAUAUAGGUGUGAAGGUCACAGCAUUUUUGAGUUUCAGCUGAUUUCCACCCGGUUAUUUGUAGAUUUUAAUAGAAACACAGUGCCUGGAUUUGUUAUACGUUGGAACGUCUCAUGUAUGAAUACAAAUUUUGCACAUCAUUUGUGUGAUGAAGUAACCGUUAAAAAUUUAAGAAAGCUUUCAGAAAGUAUAUAUGGAAACAGAAAUCUAGGUCAUAUUUUCAUACACGAUGUUCGAAUAAUGAAUAUGGAAUGGAUCAAAAAUAAGUAUGUUGUUUUUUGGAUUCAUAUUACUGCGGCUCUCAAAGUAACAGCAGAAAAUUAUGUCAAGGAACUUGCCUUUGGGCACAAUGUCCCCGAAAUACCAAAGAAAUCUUUUGCCUUUAUACACAUUAAAAUUGUACUGAACAAUUUUUUUUUUAAUUUCAUUAAGAACUCAACCUUUCUCAUACGUAGUACAGAUUAUUGUUUUUCAGAGCGUUCAUUUUCAAACAAUGAAAUGCAAAACCAGUGGACUACAACACGUAUUGGAGAAAUUGCUACGACAAAGAAAUUGUGUAUUCAAAAGAAUGGCAUGCCUUAUACGCGAUUAUGUUUAGGUGAUUUUGUUCAUGGUGCAUAUUGGAAAGCGUUAACACAACCAGUCAAAUGUGAAAGUCCUAAGUAUAAUACCAAAGUAUUGCAUGAUUUGCAAAAAUCCAAAAUGUUUAAGUCUUCACCAGAAAAAGUUUUACUAAAUGUGAAAGACUUAAUUGCAAAUAAUAAAAAUAAUAUAGUCCCAGCUGAUAUAUUCUUUAUUUCUAAAAUUAUUCAAUCCGUGCUUAAUACCCAUUCAUCAAAUUUAUCACUUCGACAGACAAGUGAAGGAUCAACCAAAUGGAAAAAUGCAAUUUCUGACAUUUUCGAUAUAUACAAUAUAUUAUUAGGCAUUGACCCUAAUGUUAUAAAGAUGUCUGCUGAGCUAAAUGCUACAAAUAAGUUAUUAAGAUCAUUUGAAAGGUCUGUUGACACUUUAUCAACUAAUUUGACUUUUACUCAAAUAGAUAAUGGUGAAGAAUUGCUUGUCUCUGAGUUGCAAAGUGAAACAAUUGACUAUGAUGAUAUAGGAGUAUCAGUAUAUAUUUCCAAAUUUUUUUUAUAUUUCUCAAUCAACCCAAGUAUUGCCAAUGUUUCUGGAAUAGCAUUGUUUGCAAAUAAUAAAAAAAUAAAUACACAUACAAAACUAAAGGGAGCAUUUAAAAACGAACAUUACCGUUUUCUUCAAGUAAAUCAUGACAUUAAUGAUGUUGUUGAUGAACCUGACUUAGAACUUGGUGUAUACUUGCCAAUAGAUCUAAUAGGCACCUUGAAAGCUUUAACCAAAGAGAUAAAUGACGUUAUUGUUGUUAUUAAAGUAUACUCAAAUGACAAACUAUUCCAACAGUCUGCUAGAUCUUUAAUAUCAAUAAGCCGAAUAGUAUCUAUAUCAUUACCUGGCUAUAGUUCAAAUCUUCCUGUACCCGUGCCACUUAUCUUUCGCAAGUCCAAGAAUAAGGAGGUCAAUACGUCAGGUUCCUGUCAAUACUGGAACUAUAACAGUUGGAUCGAUGGUAAAAGUAUGUUAAGCCAUUUCGAAAAUAAGAAAGGUAAAGCGCUAUGCUUUUUAAGGCGUUUGGCACCAACCGGAUAUUUUUUAAAGAAAAAUAAUUCUAUUGAAAAUCACUUAAAAAUUAAUGAAACAAGCUUAAAUGCAAAUAUUAUUUAUAUUAUUUUACUUACCUGCUGCCUACUGACGUAUAUUGGCUUUUUGUUUUACAAGUGCAAUUGUAGAAAACGUUUUUAA
Messenger RNA from Drosophila erecta, 3104 nucleotides. RefSeq lists its product as uncharacterized. Bases 33 to 3104 code for a protein of 1023 amino acids. Lineage: Eukaryota; Metazoa; Arthropoda; Insecta; Diptera; Drosophilidae. The transcript is spliced from 2 exons. The record is from RefSeq and is a predicted model, not a curated record.